Molecule: messenger RNA, 222 nt
Organism: Colletotrichum paranaense
Lineage: Eukaryota; Fungi; Ascomycota; Sordariomycetes; Glomerellales; Glomerellaceae
Exons: 2
Coding region: 1-222 (73 amino acids)
Source: RefSeq, a predicted model, not a curated record
AUGGCUCCGCACGGUACAAGGUAUUGCGUACCUGUUGGAGUGAAGAUUAAUAUUCAAUGGCUGAAUAAUACAAAAGGCUUGACCAGGCAAGGCCGGUGCCAUCUCAAGACAAUCACGACUCACGACUCGAAGCUCACCAGCCUUGUUCCUGGGAGCGGGAACAGGCCGCAGGCCCAUGAACCAGCAUCUCAGACUCGCGUGCGGAGCGCUCAUCCGUAUUAG